AUGGCUUCCAAGGGCAACCACCUUCUGGUCUUCGGUGCUUCUGGGAUCUCCGGGUGGGCAUGUGUCAAAGAAACCUUAAGCUAUCCGACUUCAUCGUCGUUCGAGAAGGUCACAGGCCUGACCAACCGCCCGCUAUCCGUUGAAGACUCCAAACUUCCAGAGGAUGAUCGUAUCCAACUCGUCUCGGGCAUCGACCUCACCGGCUCUGUCGAAAGCGUUGUGUCCUCCUUCAAGGAGAAGAUUCAAGGCAUCGAGACCGUCACACACGCCAUCUUCACUGCGUACAUCCAGAAGCCGGAUUUCGAGUCUCUGCGGAAGGUAAACACGGACUUGGUAAACACGGCUUCCAUUGCUCUCGAUCAGGUCGCCCCAAAGCUGCAAAGCUUCGUGCUCCAGACUGGCGGAAAGGGAUAUGGCGUUGAGUUUCCAGAUAAGUUGGAAAUCAACCCACCGCUCAAGGAGAGUCAGCCGCGGAUUCCCAAGCCUUACUAUGACAACAUUUUCUACUACACCCAGUACGACACCCUCAAAGAAUUGACAGCCUCCAGAUCCUGGACGUUCUCCGAGAUCCGUCCCGACGUAAUCAUAGGCUUCGUACCCACAACCAACGCCAUGAACUGCGCUCAAGGGCUCGGACUCUGGCUCUCACUGGCUCGAGAGGUUUACGGUGCUGGAGCCAAGAUCCCUUUCCCUGGACCAGAGAAGAGCUACCACAAUAAGCACACGGACACAUUCCAGGAUAUUCUUGGCCGGAUGGAGAUCUACGCAGCUCUCAAUCACGAUAAAUGCGGCAAAGGUGGCGUCUUCAACGUCGCUGAUGGGGACGUCGUCACUUGGGCUGAUAAGUGGCCUGGUAUCUGCAAGGACUUCGGCCUAGAAGGGACGCCUCCUGGUACUGAGCCGUAUUCUGUCGAGGAGUUCGUUAAGCAGAACGAGGCUACUUGGCAGAAGCUCGUGCAGAAGCAUGGAUUGAAAGAAGGCAUCAUGGAGAAAUUCGCAUGGCAAUUUCUGCAUUUCGUCAUGGCUAUCUUCGAUUUCGACAGGCAGUAUGAUCUGUCUGCGGGGAGGUCGGUCGGGUUCAAUGAGAAGAUUGAUACUGUGAAGGGGUAUACGACUUCCUUUCAAAGGAUGAGGGAGGCGAGGAUUAUCCCGUAG
Zasmidium cellare ATCC 36951 is the source of this 1155-nucleotide messenger RNA. RefSeq lists its product as uncharacterized. Bases 1 to 1155 code for a protein of 384 amino acids. The transcript has 3 exons. The record is from RefSeq and is a predicted model, not a curated record. NCBI's taxonomy places the organism in Eukaryota, Fungi, Ascomycota, Dothideomycetes, Mycosphaerellales, Mycosphaerellaceae.